CGCAAUAAUUCACUCUUUGACUUAUCACUGGCUGCAAGACUUGUGCAGAAUGGAAUUACCCUCAAAGUACGGAGUAGGCUUUGCUGAUCAAUAUUGACGAAAUUCAAACGCAAAGUAUUUUCUACCGAGAAUUGUCCGGGGGAAGCUAUAAAUGCCAUCCUUCUUGACGUGACUGCCCUGACUGAACACUCUGGAGGGUCGCUAUCAUUCGGUUUCUUUGCCUGUGCCCUGCAAUAACCAGCAAGAAUAUUAACAACCAAACAUGGCACUUGAAUUCAAGGCUGGAAACAUGCCCUUUCGAAGGCUCGGUUCGAGUGGUCUUCGAGUCCCUCUCUUUUCUUUGGGUGGUUGGUUGACUCUUGGUGGUUCGGUAAAGGGUGAUCCUGUGAAGGAGAUCAUCAAGACUGCUUUCGACAAUGGCAUCAAUAUGUUCGAUACCGCGGAGGCGUACGCAAAGGGGCAAUCGGAGGUCGAGAUUGGGCGUGUUAUCAAAGAGCUUGGAUUUCGUCGCUCGGAUUUGAUUGUUACAACUAAGCUCUUUUGGGGUGUACGUGAUGGCCCCAAUGACGGAGGAUUAUCCAGGAAGCAUAUCAUAGAAGGCACCAAGGAGUCUCUUGAGCGGCUUCAACUAGACUACGUAGAUGUAAUCUUCGCCCAUCGUCCUGAUCCCACUAUACCCAUGGAGGAGGUUGUGCGGGCUUUCAACUUCGUCAUAGAAAAGGGCUGGGCGUUCUACUGGGCUACUUCGGAAUGGUCCGCGUACGAAAUUGCUGAGGCUCACCAUGUUUCCACGAAACUGGGCUUAAUUGCACCCAUCGCUGAGCAAUGCAAACACCACAUGUUCCAUCGCGAACGACCCGAGAAGGAAUACGAACCCUUGUACCGCAAAUACAACUUGGGGACAACUGUGUUCUCUGCUCUUGCUCAAGGCAUUCUCACCGGCAAAUAUAAUAACGGGGUUCCGCCUGACUCUCGUCUAGCUAUCGAGAAAGGCCCACUAUUCGAGGGCUUGAAGAAAUGGCUUGAUUCUGAUGAGGGCAAAGAUCAGAUCAAUAAGAUCAAACAAUUGUCCGAAUUCGCAGAGAAGGAACUCAACGCUUCCGUAUCCAGUCUCGCACUCGCUUGGAUCGCUGUCAAUCCGAAUACAUCUACAGUCAUCUUGGGUGCUUCAAAGCCCGAACAAGUCGUUGAGAACUUGAAGGCUUUGGAAGUCAUCCCGAAGUUGACUCCAGAGGUUUUGGAGAAGAUUGAGGUUAUCCUCGGGAACAAACCUGCACCUGAUCCAACAUACGGAAGGUUCCCAUUGCAGGGCGGGCUUCCUAAGUUGUAACUUGUAUUCAAACACGGGAAGAUGUAUCAAUACCUUUCCCUGUAGCCGUAAUUCAGUUCCCUUGCCAUACGAUUCAAGCUGCAUCUCAGUAUCUUCACUAACAAACUCAUCAGAUUUACAUGUGCGCCGGAAUAUAGACAGCAUUCGCAAUUGGUCGCAUGCAUACGAAAAGAAUCAUUCAAUUUGUUAAUACAUGAACAAAAUGAUCACGACGCCUAAACAGUCUGUUGAGGAUGGGCAACGAGUUUCUUCCCGCUAAUCGCGUCAUUCUUCAUCUUCUCCAGACCUUUAGCGAUACCUGCAAGUCCUCCUGGCAAAAGCUCGA
Molecule: messenger RNA, 1655 nt
Organism: Somion occarium
Lineage: Eukaryota; Fungi; Basidiomycota; Agaricomycetes; Polyporales; Cerrenaceae
Source: the annotation of a GenBank genome assembly